Messenger RNA from Trifolium pratense (red clover), 738 nucleotides. Its product is annotated as pectinesterase inhibitor 12-like. The record is from RefSeq and is a predicted model, not a curated record. The transcript has a single exon. Gene Ontology annotation, molecular function: enzyme inhibitor activity. Bases 75 to 653 code for a protein of 192 amino acids. NCBI's taxonomy places the organism in Eukaryota, Viridiplantae, Streptophyta, Magnoliopsida, Fabales, Fabaceae.
CUUUUUUUUCUUCUAUAGUUCUGCAUUAUCAUUCACAUAAACCGAUUUCAAUUCAUUAUCAUAAGAAAUAAAUUAUGCAUAGGUAUUCUUUGUGUGUUUCUCUAUACCUUUUUUUCUUGUUUCUUGUUACAAUCUCUCAUGGAACAAUAUGUUCUAGUCACGACUUAAUCGACCAAACCUGCGAAAAAUGUGCAAACCAAUCUGUAAUUUUGAGCUAUAGUUUAUGCUCGACAGCUCUUCCGGUGGUUCCGGUGAGUCAUUCGACAAAUCUUGAAGGGUUGGCUAUAAUUGCAAUGGAGUUAGCUUUGGAGAAUGUGACUAAUACGCUUGCAACUGUAGAGAAGUUAUUGGGUGAUGAGAGUUUGGAUAAAUAUGUGAUGGGUUGCUUAACGGAUUGUUUGGAACUAUAUAGUGAUGCGGUAUGGAGGAUAGUGGAUUCCGUAGAUGUUUUCUUAUCGGGGAAUUAUGAAGUAAGUAGGAUUUGGAUGAGUUCGGUUAUGGAAGCAGCGUCGACAUGCCAACAAGGUUUUGAAGAGAAGGGUGAAGUUUCUCCUUUGACCGAGGAGAAUUAUAAUCUCUUCCAGUUAUGUGGUAUUGCGCUUUGCAUCAUCCACUUGUCUACCCCUGUGACUGCAAAUGCAAUACCUUUUUAAUCAAUUCACACCAAGUUCAACUGCAAAUGCAGUACCUUUCUGUUUUACUUGAGCUGAUUAUGUAGAGAUCCACGUUUUAACUUUA